AUGUCGCUGAUCGCUCUCGAAGAAGCCUUCAACAUUCCCUCGCUUGCUGAGCAGUCGGCCUACCAGGCCAGGCUCUUUGUUGCUGACGGCAAUGGACAGGCUCAUGCCGACCGCCUUGUCGAUAUCCAUGGAGAACGACUCGCAAAGAUGGAUCAACACGGCGUCGCACACACCAUUCUUUCGCUCACUGCGCCUGGCAUUCAGGACUUUGACCAGCCUGAAGCAGCAGCUGCUGCUGCCAAGGAGGUCAACGACUGGGUGUAUGGACAGGUGCAGAAGAACCCAAAGCGUUUCAGCGCCUUUGCCUCGCUCUCGAUGCACAACCCAAAGGACGCCAGCGACGAGCUGAGGCGAUGCGUCAAGGAGCUCGGAUUCGUCGGUGCAUUGGUCAACGAUAACCAGCGUCUCCCCAACGAUGAAGCUGCAUGGUAUGAUCAGCCCGAAUGGGACUCGUUCUGGGCAACGGUCACCGAGCUAGAUGUCCCUUUCUAUCUCCACCCCAUUGCGCCAAAGGGUGAGAUUCAUCGCCGAAUUUACAAGGACCGCGCUGCUCUCAUCGGGCCGGUUCUUUCUUUCGCCAACAACGUCUCAGCUCACCUUCUGGGUAUGAUCGUCAACGGCGUUUUCGACCGUCAUCCCAAGCUCAAGAUCAUUGUUGGCCACCUGGGAGAGCAUAUUCCAUUUGACUUGUGGCGUAUCAACCACUGGCUUGAAGAUGUUCACAAGCCUCGUGGUGCAGUCUCAAUGAAGAAGACGAUCCGCGACUACUUUAAUGAAAACAUUUGGGUCACCACUUCGGGUCACUUUUCGACGCUCACGCUCAAGUACGUCCAGGAUGAGAUUGGCAUUGACCGAAUCCUGUUUUCGAUCGACUAUCCCUACGAAAAGUUCGAGGACGCGUGUAACUGGUUUAAGACGCUGGACGGCAAGUUUUCAGCCGAGGAUUUGGCCAAGAUCAGCCACGAAAACUCACAAAAGCUCUUCCCACACCUGCGAUCGUAG
Molecule: messenger RNA, 1002 nt
Organism: Mycosarcoma maydis (corn smut)
Lineage: Eukaryota; Fungi; Basidiomycota; Ustilaginomycetes; Ustilaginales
Exons: 2
Coding region: 1-1002 (333 amino acids)
Biological process (GO): secondary metabolic process
Cellular component (GO): cytoplasm; cytosol
Molecular function (GO): hydrolase activity; carboxy-lyase activity
Source: RefSeq, a predicted model, not a curated record